CAAAUAUAAACACUCUCUCUAUAUAUCUCUCUCUCCCAUUCUCUCUCUCUCGCACUCUCUUUGCAUUUUCCUCUGCAUUUUUUUCUUCAUUAAUCUCUCUAUCUUUUUGUUUCCUCUCUCGGAAAAAAAAAAUUGUCUUCUUUUUUAUUUUCUGGUUUUUAAAAUCUCUCUUCUUCUUCUUGUUCUUCUUCUUUCUUUUGUUUUACCCUUUUCUCUCUUUGCGUGUGUGAGAUAUUUUUCUACCAUUCAUCAUCAUCAUCAUCACCUUUUUUCAGAUUGGUGAUUUUAUAUGUUAAUGGUGCUUCCUUCUUCAACCUCACUGUUGUCAAGAGUAAUUUGGAGGUGAAAGGUUGCAUUUUUCUCUACUAGUGAGUGUAGAUAGUAUCGAGUUCGAGAUGGAUCAGAGAAGAGGAAAUGAGCUUGAUGAAUUUGAGAAGCUUCUAGGAGAGAUUCCAAAAGUUACUUCAGGAAACGACUAUAACCAUUUCCCUAUAUGUUUGAGCUCAAGCAGAUCACAAUCCAUCAAGAAGGUUGAUCAAUAUCUUCCUGAUGACCGUGCCUUUACCACUUCAUUUUCCGAGGCUAACUUACACUUUGGAAUCCCAAAUCACACUCCAGAGUCUCCCCAUCCUUUGUUCAUUAACCCUUCUUACCACUCACCAAGUAACUCACCUUGUGUAUAUGACAAGUUUGAUUCAAGAAAACUCGAUCCGGUAAUGUUCAGGAAGCUGCAACAAGUUGGAUACCUUCCAAACUUGUCUUCAGGGAUCUCACCUGCUCAGCGGCAGCAUUACCUGCCACAUUCGCAGCCUCUGUCUCACUAUCAAUCACCUAUGACUUGGAGGGAUAUCGAAGAAGAAAAUUUUCAGAGGCUUAAACUUCAAGAAGAACAGUAUUUGUCUAUUAACCCUCAUUUCCUCCAUCUUCAGAGCAUGGAUACUGUUCCAAGACAGGACCAUUUCGAUUAUCGCCGAGCUGAACAGUCUAACAGAAACUUGUUUUGGAAUGGAGAAGAUGGUAAUGAAAGUGUGAGGAAAAUGUGCUAUCCGGAGAAGAUUUUAAUGAGAUCACAGAUGGAUUUGAACACUGCUAAAGUCAUAAAGUAUGGUGCUGGAGAUGAGUCACAAAAUGGAAGACUUUGGUUGCAGAAUCAACUCAAUGAAGAUCUCACAAUGAGUCUCAAUAAUCUGUCAUUGCAGCCUCAAAAGUAUAACUCUAUUGCAGAGGCAAGAGGGAAGAUAUACUACUUGGCCAAGGAUCAGCACGGUUGUCGCUUCUUGCAGAGAAUAUUUUCUGAGAAAGAUGGGAAUGAUAUAGAGAUGAUCUUUAAUGAGAUCAUUGACUAUAUCAGUGAGCUAAUGAUGGAUCCUUUUGGGAACUAUUUGGUUCAAAAGCUGCUAGAAGUAUGCAAUGAGGAUCAGAGGAUGCAGAUUGUUCAUUCCAUAACUAGAAAACCAGGACUGCUUAUCAAAAUCUCUUGUGAUAUGCACGGGACUAGAGCUGUUCAAAAGAUAGUUGAAACGGCUAAGAGAGAGGAGGAGAUUUCAAUCAUCAUUUCUGCUUUGAAGCAUGGCAUUGUGCAUUUGAUAAAGAAUGUAAACGGUAAUCACGUUGUACAACGAUGUUUGCAGUAUCUGUUACCUUACUGCGGAAAGUUCCUUUUCGAAGCUGCGAUUACUCAUUGUGUUGAGCUUGCAACUGAUAGACAUGGAUGUUGUGUACUUCAAAAAUGUCUUGGAUAUUCAGAAGGCGAACAAAAGCAACAUUUAGUCUCUGAAAUUGCGUCCAAUGCUCUACUCCUCUCUCAAGAUCCUUUUGGGAACUAUGUACUUCAAUAUGUCUUUGAGCUUCAACUUCAAUGGGCAACCUUUGAAAUCCUGGAGCAAUUAGAAGGAAACUACACCGAGUUAUCGAUGCAGAAAUGUAGCAGCAAUGUAGUUGAAAAGUGUCUGAAACUAGCUGAUGACAAACACCGAGCUCGCAUCAUCAGAGAAUUGAUUAACUAUGGUCGUCUUGAUCAAGUGAUGUUGGAUCCUUAUGGAAAUUAUGUCAUUCAAGCAGCUCUUAAACAAUCCAAGGGGAAUGUUCAUGCUCUUUUGGUUGAUGCCAUUAAACUGAAUAUCUCAUCUCUUCGUACCAAUCCUUACGGUAAAAAAGUCCUCUCCGCACUUAGCUCGAAGAAGUAAAUCGGCAGGUAAAAAAAUAUAUGAAAACUCAUAACUUUGCUUUCUCUCUUGAAUCUUUCUCUCAAUUUUACCAUUAAUUUCUUGACAAUUGCAGAAUUGUAGCAAAUGUGGCUGUUUGUUGUUGGUAAAGUUACCUUGUACAUGUAAUGUAAUAAGAGCAUAAUUUCGCAGGUUUUUGGUUUUAAAGAUUCAAAGAGACAAAAUAUUCAAAGAUCUAAUCUACAAUUCCUCUGUUUCGACUCUCC
Molecule: messenger RNA, 2431 nt
Organism: Arabidopsis thaliana (thale cress)
Lineage: Eukaryota; Viridiplantae; Streptophyta; Magnoliopsida; Brassicales; Brassicaceae
Gene: PUM12
Product: pumilio 12
Exons: 6
Coding region: 396-2186 (596 amino acids)
Cellular component (GO): nucleus; cytoplasm
Molecular function (GO): RNA binding
Source: RefSeq, marked reviewed